UGGACGUUUUGAACCGAGCAGCAGGAUGUCUGAGUUAAGCGAGGAGCCGCGCUUCACCAUCGAGCAGAUAGAUCUGCUGCAGCGGCUGCGUCGCACCGGCAUGACCAAGCAGGAGAUCCUGCACGCGCUCGACACGCUGGACCGGCUGGACCGGGAGCACGGCGACAAGUUCGGCCGCCGCACCUCUUCCUCCUCCUCCUCGUCCUCCUACCUCGUAGGCGGGGCGAACAGCUGCACCAACAACUCUGCCUCUAACCCGACCGCCACAUUCAACAGCAACGCCACCGCCUCGGCAGCCACCGCCUCUUCCGCCUCGUGCAACGGCAGCAACAGCGGUGAAGGCAGCGCCGGCGAUCACUCCGCCUCUUCCACGACCUCUAAAAUCUCCACAGCCACGCAGACACAGUUUAGCACCGGCGGCGGGCUUUCGCCCUCUCCCAGCAACAGCUAUGACACCUCCCCGCCUCCCGGGCCGCCGCCACCCUCUGCCAUCCUGCCGUCACCGGUGUCCCUGGUGGCRCUGUCUCAGAACGGCCGUGACAGUCUGGCUGCUACGCCCAACGGGAAGCUGUCGCCUCCACGGUACCCGGUGAACAGCGCCGCGGCGUCGCGAGCGUUCGGGUUCGAAGCUGCAGAAGAAGACCUGGAUAUCGAUGAUAAAGUGGAGGAGCUGAUGAGGGAUCAGUCAGAGCAGGAUCUCCCAUUGGCUGCUGCAGCACGGCUCCGACCUGAGCGAGCAGAAGAAGAGAGCCUUCUACCGCUGGUACAUUCUGGAGAAAACCACACCAGGUGCAACUCUGAACAUGCGGCCAGCUCCGCUGCCUCUGGAGGAGAUGGAGUGGAGACAAACCCCUCCACCCCUCACCACCGCCCCUGGAACCUUCCGGCUGCGUCGAGGAAGCCGCUUCACGUGGCGAAAAGAGUGUCUGGCUGUGAUGGAGAGCUACUUCAAUGACAACCAGUAUCCAGACGAGGCCAAAAGGGAGGAGAUAGCCAAUGCCUGCAACGCUGUUAUUCAGAAACCAGGUAAGAAGCUGUCUGAUUUGGAGAGAGUCACCUCCCUGAAAGUUUACAACUGGUUUGCCAAUCGUCGCAAAGAGAUCAAGAGACGGGCCAACAUUGAAGCCACAAUCCUAGAGAGCCAUGGGAUAGACGUCCAGAGUCCAGGGGGGCACUCCAACAGUGAUGACAUUGAUGGGAAUGACUUCUCAGAGCAGGCCUGUGAUCUCCCAUAUUUUGACAAGAGACCUCUGAGCCGACAGUUUGGCCUUUACAGAUUGGAGCCCACUUCGCCAACGCAGGAUGACAGUGGAGCUCACAGCGAGCACCAGGACCCCAUCUCUCUUGCCGUAGAGAUGGCUGCCGUCAACCACACCAUCCUGGCUCUGUCCCGGACCGGAGGGGUGCCCAACGACAUCAAGACGGAGUCCCUGGAGGACGAAUGAGCCGCAGGAGGGACGGAGCAGAAGGGGGGACGGGGGGGUGUCAGAAUGUGCAGUCAAGAGGAGGAAAUAAGGAGAGCAAGACAAAACAGACUAAAAUAAUCCUACUUAGUAAGUUUUCCAAAUGUGUCCCUGAAAACUGCUCUUCCUCUCCUGGCUCCCCCCUUCUUCAGUAUUGUCCAUGUUAACAGUGACCCCCUCACCUUCCCUUAAAAUAUAUAUUUUACUCAACGUAUGACUCAGCUGUUGGACGUGGGCCUCUGUGAGAACGAUCCACUGAACGAAAAAGGAGGUAAGCCAGUCUUCAUGCUCCCACCUGUAGGUGGCUCCUGUCAGGAACUGUGUCCCCUCCUCCUCCCCUCACAGGAUACCUCUCCUCCUCUUCCUCUUCCUCUCCAGCCUAGUUGUCUGAGCCGAUCCUCAGUCUAUCUCACCUCAAACUCAACCUCAGAAAAAUGACGUGUACUGUAUAUAUGAUCUAUACAUGGUUCAAAUGGUUCUCAGUCCCCUUCACCUCACGGCGUUCUACCUACCUGACAACCGACACCCUCAACUCACACCUGUUCACCGUGCAAUCCAUCUGAAGAGCAGCCUCCAGAGAGCCUCCUCCUCUUCCUCUGUGGCAGCGAGGCUUUCAGCAGGAAUUAUCUGGGCCCCGUCAGGUCCUUCAGCCUCUGUAGUCGUCAGUCCUCAGUGGGAGGGGUCUCACAGUCCAGCUGCUGUUUUGGAUUGAAAAUCAAUCCACCCAACGGUUUGUGAA
Austrofundulus limnaeus is the source of this 2202-nucleotide messenger RNA. RefSeq names its product homeobox containing 1 b (gene hmbox1b). Gene Ontology annotation, molecular function: double-stranded telomeric DNA binding. Gene Ontology annotation, biological process: positive regulation of DNA-templated transcription. Lineage: Eukaryota; Metazoa; Chordata; Actinopteri; Cyprinodontiformes; Rivulidae. The record is from RefSeq and is a predicted model, not a curated record. Gene Ontology annotation, cellular component: nucleus.